Octodon degus (degu) is the source of this 811-nucleotide messenger RNA. It is a transcript of the gene Drg1, whose product is annotated as developmentally regulated GTP binding protein 1. Gene Ontology annotation, cellular component: cytoplasm. The transcript is spliced from 7 exons. Gene Ontology annotation, molecular function: GTPase activity; GTP binding. Lineage: Eukaryota; Metazoa; Chordata; Mammalia; Rodentia; Octodontidae. The coding region runs from base 110 to 811 and encodes 233 amino acids. The record is from RefSeq and is a predicted model, not a curated record. Gene Ontology annotation, biological process: cytoplasmic translation.
CCGCGCCUGCGCGCUGCCGUUUUUCUGGUGGCUGUGGCUUGUCGGCGGUGUGGUGUGUGAGGGGAGACGGCUAGGGUGGAGGCUACUGAGUACCCCCGGACUCGCCACCAUGAGCAGCACUUUAGCAAAGAUUGCAGAGAUCGAAGCUGAGAUGGCUCGGACUCAAAAGAACAAAGCCACAGCACAUCACCUAGGGCUGCUUAAGGCUCGCCUUGCUAAGCUUCGUAGAGAACUCAUUACACCAAAAGGUGGUGGUGGUGGUGGGCCAGGAGAAGGUUUUGAUGUGGCCAAGACAGGUGAUGCUCGAAUUGGGUUUGUGGGUUUUCCAUCUGUGGGGAAGUCAACACUGCUGAGUAACCUGGCAGGAGUGUAUUCUGAGGUGGCAGCCUAUGAGUUUACUACUCUGACUACUGUGCCUGGUGUCAUCAGAUACAAAGGUGCCAAGAUCCAGCUCCUAGAUCUCCCAGGUAUCAUUGAAGGGGCCAAGGACGGGAAAGGUAGAGGUCGUCAAGUCAUUGCAGUGGCCCGUACAUGUAAUUUGAUCCUGAUUGUUCUGGAUGUCUUGAAACCCUUGGGACACAAGAAGAUAAUUGAAAAUGAGCUGGAAGGCUUUGGAAUUCGCUUGAAUAGCAAACCUCCUAACAUAGGCUUUAAGAAGAAAGACAAAGGAGGCAUUAAUCUCACAGCCACUUGUCCUCAGAGUGAGCUAGAUGCUGAAACUGUGAAGAGCAUUCUUGCUGAAUACAAAAUUCAUAAUGCUGACGUAACUUUGCGUAGUGAUGUUGUAUGGUACUAUUGGGAGUUGGGUUGA